Ricinus communis (castor bean) is the source of this 1781-nucleotide messenger RNA. RefSeq names its product lipoamide acyltransferase component of branched-chain alpha-keto acid dehydrogenase complex, mitochondrial. Gene Ontology annotation, molecular function: acetyltransferase activity; lipoic acid binding. Gene Ontology annotation, cellular component: cytoplasm; mitochondrion. The transcript has 7 exons. The record is from RefSeq and is a predicted model, not a curated record. Bases 104 to 1618 code for a protein of 504 amino acids. NCBI's taxonomy places the organism in Eukaryota, Viridiplantae, Streptophyta, Magnoliopsida, Malpighiales, Euphorbiaceae.
UUUAAGUUAAAAAGAAAUUAGAAAAUCUCUUUCACUUUCUUUCUCUGCUGUGGAGAUCGAACUGAUAAUUGAUUAGCAGCUCUUGUACGGUGUCGCAUAAAAAAUGAUUACAAGAAGGUUUUGGCAGAGACGGGUUUGGAGCUCCGGCACGCGCUCUCUAUAUCCAUACACUCGCCCAUCCUCGUCAACGCCGGCCGCUGUAUUAACUGAGCGAAAACAUCAAUCUCUUCUCGACCUCUCUUACUAUGCUUCCGCGUCGUUUACAUUAACUAAUACAUCUGUUGAAGUGAGGAAUAGGUAUAAGGAGAAUAGAUGUUGGUUCACGAGUCAUGCUUUAGCGGAUGUUCCCAUAGGAGGAGGAGUAGUCGAUGUGCCUUUAGCGCAAACUGGUGAAGGUAUUGCCGAAUGUGAACUUCUUCAAUGGUUUGUACAAGAGGGUGAUGAAGUUGAGGAAUUCCAACCACUAUGUGAAGUGCAGAGCGACAAAGCUACUAUUGAGAUAACAAGUCGUUAUAAGGGGAAAGUCGCUCAAAUCCUUUAUGUUCCUGGAGAUAUUGUAAAGGUUGGAGAAACUCUUUUGAAAAUGGCUGUUGAAGAAUCUCUUGCUUCUAUACCAAGGGUUGAUGGUCUCAAAGAUACAAAGGCACUUGAUUUAGAGCAGGAAAAGAGUCAAAUUGGUGGAGUCUUGUGCACACCAGCUGUGCGGCACCUUGCAAAGCAAUAUGGUAUAGAUUUAAAUGAUGUCAGCGGAACUGGUAAGGAUGGAAAGAUACUAAAAGAAGAUAUACUUAAUUAUGGUAUUCAGAAGGGAGUUAUUGAAGAUUCUCCGGGCGCUUCAAAUGCUGAUUCUGGAAACCAAUUAAAGAAGGGGAAAGAGAAAAGCACUUGUACAUCAGCUGAAGUAGGGCAGCUUUAUGAUGACAAGACAGUUCCCUUGAGGGGUUUCCAACGAACAAUGGUGAAAACAAUGUCCAUAGCUGCAAAAGUUCCACAUUUUCAUUAUGUAGAAGAGAUUAAUUGCAAUGCUCUAGUGGAGCUUAAAGCAUCUUUCCAGAGUAAUAAUACUGAUCCAGGGAUUAAGCAUACUUUCCUUCCAUUAUUGAUAAAAUCGCUUUCAAUGGCACUAAGCAAGUAUCCCUGGAUGAAUAGUUGCUUCAAUGAGGAGGCCAUAGAGGUGUUAUUAAAAGGCUCCCACAAUAUUGGAAUUGCCAUGGCUACUCCACAUGGUCUUGUUGUACCCAACAUAAAGAAUGUCCAAUCUCUAUCUAUCUUAGAGAUAACGAAGGAAUUGGCUCGGUUACAACAAUUGGCACUAGAUAACAAGCUUAACCCUGAGGAUAUAACUGGUGGAACAAUAUCGCUCAGCAAUAUUGGUGCAAUCGGGGGGAAGUUUGGCGCCCCAAUCAUCAACUUGCCUGAAGUUGCCAUCAUAGCAAUUGGCCGAAUUCAGAAGGUUCCGCAGUUUGCAGAUGAUGGAAAUGUGUAUCCUGCAUCGAUCAUGACAGUAAAUAUUGGUGCGGAUCACAGAGUUUUAGAUGGGGCCACAGUUGCAAGAUUUUGCAAUGAGUGGAAACAGUUAAUUGAAAAACCAGAACUACUAAUGUUGGUUUUGAGAUGAUCUAUGCUAACUGGCGAGCUGAUAUGUUUUCAUCUCUUAUAGCAGCCUCAUUAAUGUACAUGUUAUUUAAAGGGAAAUAAACAAAAGACACAUUGUUCUCUGCAACUUACAUUCAGUGCCCAUCAAAUUCAGAAUAAAGAAUAUUAACUGUAAUUUGGUCAAA